Molecule: messenger RNA, 3126 nt
Organism: Penicillium manginii
Lineage: Eukaryota; Fungi; Ascomycota; Eurotiomycetes; Eurotiales; Aspergillaceae
Exons: 3
Coding region: 1-3126 (1041 amino acids)
Biological process (GO): autophagy; peptidyl-serine phosphorylation; autophagosome organization
Cellular component (GO): autophagosome; cytoplasm
Molecular function (GO): protein serine/threonine kinase activity; ATP binding; protein binding
Source: RefSeq, a predicted model, not a curated record
AUGGAGAAUCAGAUCGGUAAAAUGUCCCGCCUGCCUGACCUGGUAAGAGAUUCGAAGCUUGAAACUCACUUCCUCCCGGACUGUAGCGUGGAGACCGUUCACACUUACCACGAGUCCGAUCCGUCCUCGCGUCGUCGAGUCGUCGUCAGAUAUGAGCACUGGAAGAGACAAAGGAGAAUCGGCGGUGGUGGUUACUCAACUGUCUGGUUAGAGGAAUGUUUCCAGGGCUCUCGGGAUGGUGUUCAAGUUCGAGCUGUGAAGCAAAUCGAGACGGGUGGACGGUUUCAGCGAAUCGACUUUAAUCGCGAGCUCGAGACAAUCGCCAAGUUUUCGCAUUCCAGGUAUGAACGAUGCUUUGUUCAAUCCUUUGGGUGGUAUCGAAGCCCCACGCACCUUUCGAUUGCGAUGGAGUAUUUAGAACUAGGUGACCUGCUCGACUAUCUAGAUGAGAGGCCAGCUUUACCAGAAAGCCAAGCCCAAGAAAUCACCUUUCAGAUCUUGGAGGGGCUGAAAAUGAUGCACGAAAAUGAGUUUACGCACCGGGAUUUGAAGCCGAAGGCAAGCAACCUUUUUUUCUCACCUGGUUACUUGAAUAUAUUGAUAAAGUCGCACCCACCGGAGACAUGGUGGGUCAAAAUAGCAGACUUCGGAAUAAGCAAACGCAGCGAGGAAUCGCCAGAAACAUCAACAACAUUACGAGGAACAACGGGCUUUAUUGCUCCCGAGCUUUACGGGUUUGUCGAGUGUGGAAGCCCAUAUGCGACGGAUAUUUGGUCCUUGGGCGAGAUUACCUUCCGAAUGCUCACGAAGGCGCCAGUAUUCAAUCCAAUCGCGCGGCUGUCAUCUUACACCACACACCCAGAGAUGUUCCCAGCAGCUCUUCUGGAUGAAGCCGGAGUAACCAGGUUGGGGAUCGAGUUCAUUCGAUCGCUCAUGAGACCUGUUCCCGACAGCCGACUCACGUCUGAGAUGGCAAUCCUUCAUCCUUGGAUCAAACACUUGUCGCAAAUACCUCUUUUAUCGCACGCCGAAGCCCAGUUUCAACCAACAGCGAUAUCACCGGGGGCUUCUCCCGGCGAAAGGAAUACAUUUCCGGCGAUAGAAGAGGUGACAGAGGAAAUAUCAACCAUCCGCCCACCUAAAAUUGUUCCAACGGAAGCCCCCAGCCAGUCUAAUGAUGGACAACAAUCAGAAACGCCCAAUGAAGACAUGAAAUCCAGGCUCAGCGACGAGCAGUUGUCAAGAAGUCAAAGCUCUCUAGCUCGGCGACCAAAAGCAGCAUCUGUCUCUUCGGGGCAAUCCAAAAACUCCAGCAGCCAAGCGACCAGUAUAUCAUCCCUGCACUCACCACCCAGCGAGAGACUUACGGAAGAGUGGUGGACAGAUCAUCUCAGACACGCCCGGCUUCUCGGCACAACUUCCAAAGAAGAAGCGGUCGGAACCGUUUCAAAAAAGCCAGCAUCUGUUCUCAAGGGUAUAUUUGGAAAACCGAAAGGUGUACCCGAAUUCAAGGAACAAAAGAAAGCAACGCGAGUUAGGUCAUUGGGCCCUGAUGGUGGGAUGGAAAAUGCAAUGACGUCCCAUAAUCAGUCAUUCCUAGUAGAUCCCACUUCUGCGCUUGGAUUCACGCCAAAUGAUUCUAAGGACGAAGGCGAGCAGCACAGACUAGGAGCAUCUGGCAGCGAAGAACCCGAUGUGCGAUGUCUAGCAGACACCCUAAUGCCCUCUUUGAGUUUAGAUGAAACUGUGCGCUGCAGAAUCGGCAUGCAAGGCCCCUCGAUACGUGUUAGGCCUACAUUACCAGUCUCUCGCUCAGCAGACGACGCGAAUGUAGAAUCCCGAAUGCAUGACCUGGAACAGAGACUCAGGUUCGAAAGAGAAUGUAAUCCAGCUUUAUUAUUUCGCACCCGCAAUCAAAACCGCACUCGGUCCCAGACGGUGGAUGAAUCGAGAGAUCCAAGUCGAGGGGAAGUUGCGCUGCCAUUUAUCGAGUCUGAUGACGAAAAAUAUGGAAGGUCACCAUCACACGCAGCAAAAAGGAGACUUGGCAAAAGAAGUGGUGUUGUCAACAUGAUUGCGGCUGGAUUAGGCUUGAACCAUGAUAACAAUGAGAAGGGCAAGGCACCUCCUUGCUCCCAUGAUGGUUUCAAGUUUCGAUUCGUCCUCCCACUUGAAGCAAAAAAGCACAGGAAGAUAUCAUUCUGCCCACUCAAUCUACGUCUAGUAACCUCCUCGGGAGAUCCUACUGGUGUUGAGGUUUGGAGUAUUCCGAAGAGAUGUCGGAUAUCCGCCGAGAAUAUUUUCAAGAGCAAUUCAUGCAUUGCUAUCUCUCAUGGUGGAACUCUUUUUGCCUCAACAUCAGGCGACUGUCUUACUAUUUGGAGCAGCUUUGAUGGGUCAAGCACUGCAAUUACCUCGACAGAAGGCUUGAAGAAUCCCCGGUUCUCUCAUGACGGCAGUCUGCUAGCAGCUAUCUCAACGCAAAGGAAGAUCCACAUCUGGCAAGUGUUUGAUCAUCAUAGUCUCCAAUUGCAAAAGCUGAACACUUUGAAUCUGGAUGAAAAGAUUCUUGCAUUCGCCUUCCAGACCAGGGGCAGGAGAAUCGUGAUCGCUCUGAACAAUUCCAUCAGGAUAUUAGGGAUAUUUUCGGAUGAAGAUGACAUUGAUGGGACGUAUCAAUUCGAUCUUUCCGUCAUGGGGCGUUCCUUCAAACCGAAGAGGAUAGACACGGACCGAGAUCUAGUAACCGCACUCUCGGGAAAUGGGAGGAUGGCAGCGCAGGCCUAUCCGGAUGGUCUGAUUGGAUCAAUACUAUUCAUUCGAGACCUUAAGGGAAAAGCUGAGAAGAGAAGCCGGAAGUUUGUGGUGUCGCCUAUUGUCCAGAAUUUGACAUUCUCUCCCGCUGGCGAAAUUCUGGCAGCUAGCACGAAAGGCCGCGACGUCAUUCUGUGGGAUGUUUUUCAAGAGAAACAAAUUCUCCGACUUGAAAAUUGUCACGAAAGUUCUAUCACAUCCAUGUUUCUGGCAGACGAGGGAAAAUAUUGGCAACUUGCUCUGGUGGUGAAGGUGUCAAGUUCUGGGGGACUGAUGAAAGCAUGGACCGGUUGGUCGAGAGAAAUAAUUUAG